This is a messenger RNA of Cynoglossus semilaevis (tongue sole), 2062 nucleotides long. RefSeq names its product TAP binding protein like (gene tapbpl). The coding region runs from base 220 to 1524 and encodes 434 amino acids. The transcript has 8 exons. Gene Ontology annotation, cellular component: membrane. NCBI's taxonomy places the organism in Eukaryota, Metazoa, Chordata, Actinopteri, Pleuronectiformes, Cynoglossidae. Gene Ontology annotation, biological process: antigen processing and presentation of endogenous peptide antigen via MHC class I. The record is from RefSeq and is a predicted model, not a curated record.
GUCAAUCCCGCUGCAGUUUUAUUUUUUGUUUUUAUUUCUCUUCUUCAGUCCUAGUUUUUAUGUUCGUCAUGUUUUUAUCGCGUGUUUUUGUUUCGUCACAAGUCAAGUUUUUAAACCGUUCGGUGACGGUAACACGACGAUCUGGGAUUAAAUACCGAAAUCAAAAGUGAAAGUGUGGAGCGUCGUCGUGUUCGCUUCACUUUUAGUUUGUUUCCUGAGAUGAGACUAAAAAACCCAGACGUCAGGACGAUGAUCCGGAUCAUUCUGUCCGGAUUGUUCACAAUUCUCAUAAAUGCUGCUGGAGCCGCAGACGUGGUUCUGAAGUGUGAACUGGUGGAGGACGGUGCUGGGCGGGGGUCGGCCUUCGUACACUCUCCUGCUACUCUGGUCCUGAGAGAUGUUCCAGUUACACUCGAAGACUCGGAGGAAACUCUCCCCCCGUUUGUUCCCCCUCCAUUCCCUGUCCCGGACCUCGUCCUGAUCGAAGUUGAAGCAUCAUCAGUUCACAUCCCCAACGCCGAGGUGCUGCUCCACGCAGACUGUAACGAGCAGGAAGUGAUGUGUGAGAUUAGCCGCUACGCUACCACUGGUCCCAGGGAAGACCCAGACCCGGUGUACUUCAUAGUGACACUAACUGUAGGUGGCGCCGAGGUCAGCACCUCCCUGAUCUUACGGACCCUGACGGUGGAGAAGAAUCACCUGACAGUCGUCCAGAAGAACCUGGGUCUGCCCCUCAGCCCCCGCGGUUCUCUGCUGACCAAUGUGGUAUUCCUGGUUUUCUCCCUGAGAAAACUCGUGUCUUCUUCUCUGGGAGACGACAUUCUCCUCGACUGUGGAUUCAAACACGACGACGCGAGUCGGACACAGGAAGUGGACGUGGAAUGGCGACUGCAGCACAGAGGAAAAGGACAGAGAGUGUUUGAAAUGAGGACGAGGAUGGAAGGAGACGCAACCGUAGUGUACUCAGAACGGAAGAACUCGAGUGUCGACGCCGCCCGUGUGGUUGCGCAGGGGAACGUGUCUCUGACCUUGAACAGAGUGAAGGUCACUGAUGAGGGGAUGUACAUCUGCUCUGUCACUCUGGGAAAGUUCCAGGCCCAGCAGACCAUUCAGCUGUUUGUUCAACAACCACCUCAGGUUUCCAUCUCAGAGGAGAAGCUGGUCCUCAGGACGGCGUCUCCACAGGUUCUCCGUUGUCACUGCAGCAAAUAUUACCCACUCAGCGCUCAGAUGGAGUGGUUCUCCCUCUCUCCCACUGAUACAGAACCUGUCGUCUUUCCAGAUCAGGGUUCUCUGUCCAGCCAUCGCCAACACAACGACGGAACCUUCUCUCUGUCCUCUCACCUGGUUGUACCAUCAACCCUCACCCCUGGUACCAAAAUAAUCUGCAGAGUGUCUCACCCUGCUCUGGACGCUCCUGUCUCUGUGAGGACAGAGGUUGAAGGUUCAGAACCCGAUUCCUACUGGUGGUUUGUGGGUUUCCUCAUCAUCACUGUACUUUUCUUCUACCAGGUUAUGAGAUAGGUCAAAGGUCAAUUUUGAGCUGGAUUUUGUUUGUUUUUAGAAUUUGCCUCCGUGGUUUGUAUGGAAGCCAAUUUCAGUCACUUGAAAAAAAUAAUACGUUAAAUUAAUAAGUUAAAAUAACAAGAUACUAACUCAUAAAACUGAGAAAGUAUCUGACGGGCUUCCAUGAACUCACACCGUGUUGAAGGCCACUAAGAAGCAGGAAGUCGAAAACCCUGUUUCAUACUUGAAGACAACUUGUUCACAACAGUUCAGGAGCCACGAGUGACACUGGGUUUUAGGAACAAGCUGAUCCUGCAGUCUGUGGAGCACAGAGAGCCAGUGGAGUGAAGACAAGAACCCCAGCAACAAUGAAUAUAAAACCCCAUCUUUUCUCUGGCAAACUUUGACUUCAAACCGAUUCCAUUUUUAUGAAACUUUCAAUAUAUUUGGAUUAAAACAAAGGAAAACAAUGACUUCAAUUAGAAAAGCAAACUAUUGAAAAUGUGAAAAACACGUGGUUGUAAAAUCAAUUACAAUAAAACAAAACAAAAAACUA